AUGACUGAAGCCAGCGAAGAACGCUAUCAAAAAGUUUUGGACGGAGGCUGGAAGGCCGACUACAUUAUCAGGGGUCUUAAUGAAGAUGAAAUCGCAAGCUGGGCUCAAUUUUGCGCCAGCAUUUUCGCCUACAAAGUCAAUCCGCCACCAGCGUCCUACUUUGAGCGACACUACUACAAUGAUCCCAAUCGUGGCCAAGCUUCCUUAAUUCGAGUGGCCUGUUACAAUGGAGAAAUUGUUGCGUCGUGUCGUCUCUUUUUGAAGAACAUUUCAACGGGAGGCAAGACGAUUGUUGGAGGUGCAACCCAUCUUAAGGGAGGCGGGAUUGGUGAAGUUUGCACGAAAGAAACUCAUCGAAAACGUGGCCUUUCCAAAGUUUUGCUGCAAAAUGUCAUGGAAAUCAUGAAGGAACGACAACUUCAAGUAUCCUUAUUACAUGCGGCACCAUCAUUUUUUCCCGUCUACGAAAAGGCUGGAAACUACCAAUGCACACUUUCCAAGUGGUCUGUGGCACCGUUGACCAAAGCAACAAGUGCAAAAACAACAACCAAUGACGACGGUUCCUUUUCCAUUCGCAAUGCCGCAUUUCCCAAUGAUACUGAUCAAUUAUGCAAACUACAUAAAGCAUACUCGGAAGAUACAUUUGCUGGAUGUAUCGUACGAUCUCCCGAAUACUGGAAUGACUAUCUAUCCAAAGAAUUGGGAACCUCCUUGUGGGUGCUCACUUCUUCUUCUAUUUCUUCCAGUGACAACAACAUUGUGGGAUGGUUGUCCCUAAGGCUUAGAGGUGAUCGAGUCCAAUUGCGCGAAUUUGGUGUCGAUAGCACUGCCAUUGGUGUCGCCAAGGUUCUCAACUUGUUACUGCCACAUGCCAUGAAGGAAUUGAAUGGAGUGAGUGACAACGAGUGUUUGCUAGUUAUACCGACGGAAGUCUUGGAUCAAGCCAAAGCCGAAUACCAACAAAACAGUGAGCAACUGUUAUUGUUAAAGAAUCUAGAGUGGGACUCGGUGGUGCAAGAUAAUGAUCAAGGUUGGAUGUACAAGAUAUUAGACGAUCAAGUUCCGUUUGAUGCCAUUAGUGGGGAAACGACACCACAUUUGAUUUGGCCAGCGGAUUCGUUUUAA
Molecule: messenger RNA, 1125 nt
Organism: Cylindrotheca closterium
Lineage: Eukaryota; Bacillariophyta; Bacillariophyceae; Bacillariales; Bacillariaceae
Source: the annotation of a GenBank genome assembly